Messenger RNA from Dichomitus squalens LYAD-421 SS1, 966 nucleotides. RefSeq lists its product as uncharacterized. Lineage: Eukaryota; Fungi; Basidiomycota; Agaricomycetes; Polyporales; Polyporaceae. The record is from RefSeq and is a predicted model, not a curated record. The transcript has 5 exons. Bases 1 to 966 code for a protein of 321 amino acids.
AUGCGUAAUUUUCUACCCCUAGUGUUUCUUUUGCUAUCAUCAUCCAUUCUAGGGCAGAAUGUCCGUGCAGUGACCGUCUACGGACUAGGAGGAGUGGAGAACCCGACUGGCACGUUUGGCUCGGGCAUUCCCGCUGCCACUGUGAGCGGGUCGGACUUCAUCGCUGCAUAUAAUGCGUACAACAAUGUCACCUUGACGCCUCCGGCUCUCCCCAACCCCAUGCCUGCGACGUCGUUCUCCAUUGCACUGCCGAAUCAAGCUGCCAACAUGCCCAAGCUCUCGAUCCCGCACAAGGGCGAUUUCUUCGGGUUCUCUAUCGAGAUGUCAGUGGUUCAGCAAGUUAUCGGCAAGAAUGCUUCGUUCCUUCAGCCCACAUUCCUCAACCUGCUCGCCACGGUCGCCGACCGCGCGGGCAGCGUCCGAGUUCGAAUUGGCGGUAACACGCAGGAAAUUGCUACGCUCGUCGCCAGUCUCCCGGAAAACGCGAUGAUCGCAAAGGACCACAGCGUAGACGACAAUGCUCCCACCCAGACGCCGACGCUGGAUCUUACGGACGAGUUCUUGUAUCUCUUCGCGAACGUCUCGUCGUUGGUGAACGCAAAGUGGUAUCUAGGUAUCCCGAUGAACGACACGAGCCACCUCCGCCUGCAGAUUGCCGAACAUGCGGAUGCUAUCUUGGGUAGCAACGUCCUUGGGUACCAGGUCGGGAACGAGCCGGAUCUUUACGGCCAACACGGGCUCGGAGGUCGUCCGAAGACGUACAACCAGACGGACUACUUCAACGAAUUCGGGACCAUGGUCAACGGUAUAAACAACGAUCCGCAGAUCGCCUCGAAGAACAAGAUCGUAGCUCCCAGUCUACAGGGGACGUGGACUCCGGAGUCGCUCUGGGACAUUGGCUAUCUGAACACGUACUCGUCAUUCCUGGACGUCAUCUCCGUCGAACAGUACGUCUCAUUCCUUUGA